AUUUACAGCGGUGUUACUCGUAGCUAUCUCUCACAACUAAGUAGUACUCAGUUUCGUUGAAAUAGUUUGACUGUAGAGUUUAUGUAGCAAUGGCUGAAAAGAUUGAAAUAGAGAAAGCCUCCAGUUCUUCACAGAACCUGGUAUGUCCGCUAUGUCUUGAUAUUUUUGAUGAACCAACGAUCCUGACGUGCGGACACACUUUCUGUCGUAAGUGUCUCAAGAAAUAUGAUCUGACCCACCAGGACAUUGACCACAUGGUCUGUCCUCUCUGCAGGGAGAUCACCAAGUUGUCUUCCAACCGAGUCGACGAUCUCCGCCUCAAUGUCUCCAUUAACGGAUUCGUAGACGAUUACCACGCCAAGUGUGGAGGGAUGAAUGCUGUCCUUGAGAUGCGUACAAAAUGUAUUGGUUGCAAGUUUCAGCAAGACGCUGUCUCCUUCUGCAGAACAUGUAAUAACUACAUAUGUGAUAAAUGUUUACAAUGCCAUCACUACAUGGAACUUUUUGAAGAUCACGAGAUUGUCUCCAUGGAGGAUGUCAUCGAAGGGAAGGUCAGCAUUGGUCAUCAAUUUGAGAAAUGCUCCAUCCACAAACAAGAGAACAAAGAUAUGUUUUGUGAUGAUUGUAAGGUCCGUGUCUGUCUCAGGUGCGUGGUCGUUGGUCAUAAAGUCCAUAACAUCAAGAACCAGUCUGACUUCGAGCAUGAGUUGAGGCGAAAGGUGACAGAACUUGCCCACCAAUGUGCAGCUAAGAAAGCUGAGCUGGAAAAGAACAUUCAGAAUAUAGAAUUACAACGUCAUGAGGUACACACUGCCAUGCAGAAACUACUAGAUGAUGUCAGCCAGGCUUACAGCAUCAAGGUUAAAGAGCUGGAAGGAAAUCUUCAAGAUCUCAUCGAGCAAAUAAAUGAAUUGAAGCGAAGUUUCGAGGAUGAUCUCAACAUCCUAAAGUCCAAGGAACGACAGAGGAUCAAAAGCAUUUGUAGUUCGAUUACAUUGGUAGAUAAUGACAGACUGGGUCAUCUUGAGACAGAUAGUCUGUCCGCUCAUAAUUUGCUUUGUAAUGAGCUAGAAGCUAUGCUGAAAGAGGUUACCGAUCGCACUACUGCGGAAGUUAUUACAAAGAAAGCACAGGAGAAGAGUUUUAAUCCUGGAGAUGCUACUUGUCUUGAACUCGGAAAAAUCUCAGACCCUAUCGAUCACACUUUUACUGUUGAUAUCACGGAGAAAGCACUGAAGAGUUUUAAUCCUGCAGAUAAAUCUUGUCUGGACCUCGGGAGCAUCUCGGGAUCAGAUCCCAAGUUAGAAAUCAUGAAGUGUAUAGAUCUACGGGGAGAAAUGAUUGGAAUGACAGCUUACACUCAUACCAGUGUGGCCAUCGUAUAUGGGAUUUAUACACCAGGUAUUGAUAUCAUUGAUAUAGCUGGUGGAACGGAGCAGUAUACAAACAUACCACAUGACGUGGGUUAUAGAGCUAUUGCGAUUCUACGAGACAGAACAUUAUGUGUCUCAACUAGUUCUACAGAAGCACACGUGUAUUCUCCCGAUGGCUCCAGGAAAGCAACAAUCAACGUGAGUGAGACUGGUUAUUAUCUCAAACUGAACAGAAGUCCAUCAAAUGAGAUCCUCAUUGCUAGCGGUGCCAACAAAGUCUACAUCUAUGACCCGACUGGAUCCACUCUCAAACACACUGUUCCAACAAAGCACAAGACGUGGGAGGCAUCAUCCACCAGGUUGGGUUUGAUCGUCACCAGUUCAUGUUGUUUCACCAAUCCAAACGUGGUGACGGUCUAUGGCAGGGAUGGGAAUGCUGGUGAGUCUCUGCAAGCUCCAAAGGAUGUCUACCUGUAUGCUACCGUGGAUGAGCAGGACAGGGUGUAUGUAGCGAGUGUUGAUUAUAUUAAUAGGAAGGUGGUGAUCAGGCUCUAUGAUCUUGAUGGUCUGAACCUGAGGGAAAGAGUUGAGUUCAAAGCACUUGAUAUGACAUUGGGUGGUUAUUGGUGUUACUUGGUUUCCCUCUCUCCGGACCUACUCGCCUUUGCUUGUUACAAGAAGUUAUAUUUCAUCAAGGUAUCGUUGUAAUCACGAGUAUCUCACAAUAAGUACGUAUCACAUGAUUUAUUGCUUUUUAAUAUAGUGUAUGUGAAUGGGAUAUCCGAAAUUUUGUAAUAACUUUUCUUGACUUUCCUACGUUUUGCUGUGUAUAUAUAAUACACAGGGCUUCUAACACGAAUCGAAUAAAAACUUGCAUACACAUAUAACAAUUUCAUCAUUGAAACUUGAUUAUCAAAAGACCAUUAUUUUUCAUUAUUUCGUGAAUAUGAAUUAUCUAAUGCUUAAGGUGUCAUUAGGUCUCUGUUAUGGAGAAUUCCAUGAAAGACUAUUAUAUUAAACGAACUCUAUAUUUUGUGAGUGUCAAGAUUAGUCUUUAUGAAAUUGUGUACAAUUGAUAUGCUGUUUUCUUGCAAGUCAGCCUAUUAGUUGUGGAGAUACGUCAAUGAUCUCGAAAUCUUAAAUUUUUCUGCCCAGUGUUUAUAUGAUGUGAAGGAAAAACCUAAUAAUCACGGAUAUCAGCUCAUUUCUUUCCUAUUCGACCGUAAAACCAUUAAUCUGAAUAGGGCUAUAUUUCUUUUUGUGUGGAAUGUACAGUGCGUAUCAAAAAAAAGUUUACAUUUUGAAAAAGCCCUGGGAAUUAAAAAAUAUACAACAUGUGGGUAAUUUUUUCACAUAUAAUCUUGGGUUUGGGUCUCAUCUAUCAAAUGAAAGUAAACGUUUUGACAUAAUGUUACACUUGAGUGAGCACUGUCCAUUUUUGUAAAGCUCUCAGAAAUCUGUUUGCGCAGAAAUGCUCGUUUUCACGCUGUGUCAAGGGGAACGGGCGAAAUCAAACUUACCCUGCGAAACAUUUUUCAUACAUUUCCCUUGUACUUUUAGUCAAUUUAGAUAAAACAGAUACAUUCAAGCAUUUUGUAACAAUUUUGCCACCCAAAUUGAAAUUUCAAUACUUAGUAAGCACAAACUUAACCCUUUUUGUGCCAACUGGAUUUAAGGACAUAGCUGAAUCUGUACAAAUGCUUACAUAAGACAUCUCCAGCAUUUUUUCACUAAGUUUUUAUCAUUUAAAGUGGGUUUACAUUUCAUUUUUCAUUUAAUGCUCGUUUCUCCACACUUUUCCCAAGCUUAACAAUGAUUAACAAGAUGAAAAUCAAGCCUUAGCCAUUUCAUGUAAAUCACAGCUCAGGGUAAAGCAAAUAUCGUCUUGAUGGCCUUGGUUUGUGGGGAAGUGGGGUGGGGCGCAAUGCACUCUUUGAAGUGUUUUGGCCAAGGAAACAAGUUAAAAAAGGUGAAAGAUAUCUUCAAAUAAAUUUUACUAGCUAAAUUCAACGUGUUCUUCAUGAUUAAGGUCUCCUUUUAUUCGCAUAACUAUUUCAAAGUUCUGCGCAAAUCAUUUUUCACUAACUUUUCAAAAGUAAGUGGUGCUCACUCAAGCGUAAAUAUUUUUCGACAGUUAUUUCGUCAUUUGCUUAAAUGGAUCUGUACCAAUGUUAAAAUGUGGAAAAAUCUUCAGGAUAUUACAAAUGUAUAAUUUUACAGGAUUUUUUCAAAGUGUAAACUUUUUUUUGAUACGCACUGUAUAGUCCCCACAAACCGAUUGAUAUAUCAAUAUUUUCAUUUUACGAAAUGUACAUAAUUACUGGAAUAUUCAUUUUGUAUUAAAACACCUCGCUGAAUGAUUAAUGUUUAUAAACAGUCACUACAAAUACAAACUACGAUAUUAACAUAAUUUCAAUUUCACGAGGGCAUCCAUAGAAAUGUAUUUAUAUCGAAGAACUUGUUAUUGUUUUUUUUUAAUUGUUUUGCCUUUAUUCAGAAUACAAUACAUCAUAAUAUAACAAAGGUAUAAGUAGUAAUAUUUUCUUGCAUUGCACAUUGCCAUACGUUCUAUUUUACAAAAUUCAGGUUAGCUUAAUAAAUGAUUAAAUUUCCAUGAAAUAUAAUAAUAAAAACAACGAAUCAUAUAAAAAAAUAAUACUUUGAACAUUAUUGAAAUCAAUAUAAAUCAUGAUAAUUUGAAUAAGGAAUUUCUUGUGAGAAAAGAUGAAUGGUGUACAUUGAGCCAAUAUAACACGCUGUAUUUAAUUAAAUUUCUCAAUAUAAAAAUUAUUAUCGGACUACGUGUUUAUAAAUUGCCAUUUGUUUAUACCGCCCUCUUUCGAGAGAAUCAGGACAUGCUCUAUCUUCGAACAACAUGAAAAGGUAUCUAUUGGAGACUGAAUUAUUUUCUGGAGAAAAUCUUUUAUCAUAUUCACCUUUUUAGAAAAUGUUGAUGGAAAGAAACAACACAAAUGCACAUACAUACGGUUGUCCACCCCCC
This is a messenger RNA of Lytechinus pictus (painted urchin), 4374 nucleotides long. RefSeq lists its product as uncharacterized. The transcript is spliced from 2 exons. NCBI's taxonomy places the organism in Eukaryota, Metazoa, Echinodermata, Echinoidea, Temnopleuroida, Toxopneustidae. The record is from RefSeq and is a predicted model, not a curated record. Gene Ontology annotation, molecular function: zinc ion binding; ubiquitin protein ligase activity. Gene Ontology annotation, biological process: protein monoubiquitination. Bases 90 to 2081 code for a protein of 663 amino acids.